AUGCCCGAUUCCUUACCGACCACCGAACCGGAUCUGCAUCUCAACUCCAGGAUUCAAGGUAACAAGAGUCUCUCUCUAUCUUCGACCCCAUGGCUUGUAACUCUGACAUUUUCAAAAGACAGCAUUGAGCAUCCUGCUGCACCCACCUUGCCUCAACCAGACCGUGACUCCCCUCCCACGCAGCAACCAGAACCAGACCCGCAACCGGAAAAAGGUACUCAUGACAACAGCGAGCCUCCAUCCAAGAAGCGAAAACUCACAGGACCUGACCAUCAACCUUCCCCGCGACCAGUCUCUCCUCCUUGGAAACGCGUGGCAGCCGAUGGUCCUACCACCUUCCUGGAGAAUGGCCGUCGAAAAUCCGGAAGAACCAACGUUGUCCCUCUCGCCCUUCAACCCCAGUCGAAUAAGAGGCAGACACGCGCCCAGUUCGACAAGACAAAGAUAGAAUAUGGGAAACAUGCCAAACCCAACUACAACGUAUCGGCCAGACCCAUCAAAGUCGAGCCGCCUGCACCAGCAUCCACAGCGGCAGCACUCGCAAAACGAUCCGACAAGCCAACCGCCAUCAAUGGCGACCUACAGCACCCUCGACCGAAAGAGACCGCAUCCCUCUCCAGACCAACUCGACAGUCAAAUAGGAAAUCAUCAUCAUCCGCCCCACUACGGCCAUCAUUGAAAAGCCCAUCUCAUAAGCGCACGACAAGCUCUCCUCGUGUCAAUGGCACUGCUCAACCUCGCUCAAAUACCAAUGUUGUUGUCAAGAUUGAGCAGGAAAUAAACCGCGCUGCAAGUGAAUCCGACUUAUCCAGCAUCGCGUCUUCCAGACCACCUAGUCCGCCAGUGACAUUGCAACGAGUCAAGUUCCGAGUCAAACUACCCCAAGCUGCCGUCGCAACCCCAGCAAAUAUCCCAAUCUCCAAGAAGUAUUCCUCCUUCAAGGAAUUUCUGGAUCUAGAUGAGCUGGAGCCUAGAGCUGGCGAGGAUCUUUGGACCUCAGAAGAAAUUCACAGUGAAGCCAUCGCUCGUAAUCGAGUCCUCGAGGCUCAACAACCCGGAGGCCUACUGGACAAACAUCUUUCUGAUACGUUACCGGAGAAGCAAAUCGAACCUAGGAAGCAAUACGCUCAUCACGACCAUCUUCUUGCCCAUAUCAUCCAUUUCAGAACACUUCUUCGACAGGAACGCCGCGACCACAAAAGAAAGGCGGAAAUCAUUGCAAACGAAGCCAAGAGGUAUGUCGAAGAAAAGCGUCGGAAAAACAAAGUCAAAACCUCGGAGGAAAUCGAGCAGGAAAAAUUGAAUGCCACCAUAGCUUUGUACCGAAUUGUUGUCCGGGACAUUGACAAAUUGUGGGGUGCGGUAAAAAUCGAGGUUGACGCAAAUCGUCUCAAAGAAUAUGAAGACCAGCAGCAGGCUAAGAUGAAAGGUCAUUUGGCUCGUGUUUUGGACAGGACAGAUCAAAUGCUGAGUCGUGCGAACGAAAUGGAGGAUUCCAUAAUGAACAGCGAUGCAGAUACUGAAGUUUCCUCAAUCGAGCACACCGACACCGAAUCUGAGAAUAGUGAACAGAUGUCAGAAAGUGAAUCGGAGUCAGAAGUGGAAGAAGAAUCCAACAAUAUGGACGCUGAUUUGUCAGUUGAAGAACUAAGGCGCAAGUAUGAAAAUCUCCCAGAUAUCCCUGCAGAAGACGACGAUCUAGCCAAUCCUGCCUCUGACGACGAAACUGCAAAGAGCCUUGCUCCAAGCGAUGACGAAUCGGAUCCCGAAACGGAGAUGGACAGCGAAUUUGACACCGAUGACAGUAACGAGGGUGAGAGUGAACAAGACGACGAUGAGGACGAUGAUGACUCCCGGGGAGGCUUGCUAUCGCUGUUCUUCUCGAAAAAAGAGAUUGAGACCAUGGCACCGGCCGAACAAGAUGAAGCAGAAGCAUUGACUGAGAGCAACGAAGAGGAUAAAGACAUUCCUAAUCCUCCUCUCCUUCAGGUCCUGGAAGAGACAGAAACUCCAAAGACUGACGCACAAAUCGACUCAGAUGAUCCGACUAUCGUUCCGGACGACCCUGCUGCUGAUGAGCAUCUCCCAGAACAGAAGUCUUCAGACAUGAUCAUUGACGAGCCUGAUCAUCCUCUUUUACAUGUUACAAGAGAUGCUGCCAGUCCAGAACCUAGUGCACAGACUUCACCUCAUACCACUGCUACUAAAGUAUCAGACCCAGAUUCAGCCUCAUCAAUCGAUGCUCGUGCUGAGUCUGCAGCUCCCUUGACCCCUUCAGAACUCAAAUCUACUAUCAGAACACCAGUCCCCAGUCUACUUCGAGGAACUCUGCGUGAAUAUCAACAUGAAGGCCUAGACUGGCUUGCGGAUCUUUACGCAAAAGGCAGAAGCGGAAUUCUGGCUGAUGAAAUGGGCUUGGGCAAGACAAUUCAAAGCAUUUCGGUACUAGCCCACCUUGCCGAAGUCCAUGAGAUUUGGGGCCCUCAUCUUAUUGUCGUCCCCACAAGUGUUAUGCUCAACUGGGAGAUGGAAUUCAAAAAGUUCUUGCCGGGUUUUAAAAUCCUAACUUACUAUGGUAACCAGGAAGAGCGAAAACAGAAGAGGAAAGGAUGGAUGGCAGACGACAGUUUCAAUGUUUGCAUCACCUCUUAUCAGCUUGUCUUGCAAGAUGCGAACUCCUUUAAGCGAAGAAGAUGGCAUUACAUGAUUCUCGAUGAAGCGCACAACAUCAAGAAUUUCAGGUCGGAGCGAUGGCAGACGAUGAUGACUUUCAAUACAAGAGCUCGGCUCCUUCUCACGGGAACUCCUUUGCAGAAUAACUUGACUGAGCUCUGGUCCUUACUUUUCUUCCUACACUACGGUCAAGAUACCGAGGGCGAAGACGAUGCAUUCGCUGGACUGAAAGAAUGGUCAGAGUGGUUCAAACGACCUGUCGAAUCAAUCCUAGAACAUGGACGACAAGUUUUAGAUGAAGAAGAUAAAGAGCAAGUCACGAAGCUGCACAAGGUGAUUCGACCCUUCCUACUCCGCCGACUGAAACGAGAUGUGGAAAAGCAAAUGCCCCUAAAGUAUGAACAUGUCGAGAUAUGUCGAUUAUCCAAACGCCAACGGCAGCUAUACGACGGUUUCAUGUCGAGAGCUCAAACUAAAGACACACUUGCCUCAGGCAACUACUUGUCUAUCAUCAACGCAUUGAUGCAGCUUCGAAAGGUGUGUAAUCACCCUGAUCUAUUCGAGACACGCCCUAUCAAUACAUCAUUCGCCAUGUCAAAGUCGGUUGCAGCGGAUUUCGAGAUCCGAGAUCUCCUUGUACGCCGAAAGUUGUCUCUGGACGCCAGAAACGACCUUGACCUGGAUUUUUUGAAGCUCGUGCCAAUAUCACACGAAGGCAUAUCGAUGAUCGAAUUCGUCGAGACUAACAAAAGACAUGCAUACUCCCAAUUCAAGACGUUGAGAGAUUCACAGUCCAGAAGGGUGCGUCGUGGGUUAGCUUGGCAAGGGGAGAAUCGAGAAGGAGUGCUUGGUUCUCUUGAAAACGUUGGGAGAAGAGCUCGACUUCAAGAUAUCGAUCGGACCAUGUACUAUGAAGCCUACCGUCAUCAUCAGCAUCCAAUUUAUGGUCGGGGUCUUCUAGACAAGUUGCUGCUCAAGACCACCAGAUCUCGACUAGCAGGUCUUGCCAAUGAUAGAUCCUCCAGUCCAUGGGUUAUCAACUUGCCGAAUCAGUCAUUAGACCUAGUGCACUCAAUCGCCACUCGAUCAUCCCAGAUGGAACCAUUUGUUCAAAAGUUCGCCUGCCUUACUCCUGCUGUGGUUGCUACCGAUUUAAGCCUAGCUACGGUAACCGAGGAAGGUGCAGUAGCUCUCCGGCAACAACCACAAUCCAGCAGUGGAAAUGAAGACCCUUUCCACCAGGCCAGAAUGAAAUUGUCCAUUGCAUUCCCGGACAAACGCUUAUUGCAAUACGACUGUGGUAAACUUCAACGACUCGACAAGCUUUUGCGACAGCUACAGGCUGGUGGACAUCGAGCUUUAAUAUUCACGCAGAUGACGAAGGUCUUGGACAUCCUCGAACAAUUCCUCAAUAUCCAUGGUCAUCGAUACCUUCGACUCGAUGGUGCAACCAAGAUCGAACAGCGGCAGAUUUUGACUGAUCGCUUUAAUAACGACACUCGCAUAUUGGCGUUCAUCCUGUCUUCUCGAUCUGGUGGAUUGGGAAUCAAUUUGACGGGUGCAGAUACCGUCAUUUUCUACGACCUGGACUGGAACCCAGCCAUGGACAAGCAAUGUACAGAUCGUGCCCAUCGAAUUGGUCAAACACGUGAUGUUCACAUCUAUCGUUUUGUAUCAGAGCACACCAUCGAGUCAAAUAUACUGCGGAAGGCAAAUCAAAAGCAGUUGUUAGAUGAUGUGGUGAUCCAGGAGGGUGAUUUCACAACUGAUUACAACAACAAAUUGUCCUACCGAGACAUGCUGGAUGAUGAAGCAGAGAAUGACGCCGCAGGUGCUGCCAUGGAUAGAGUCCUAGGCAAUGACAAAAACAGCGCGGUUGUACUUGAGCAAGCAGAGGAUCAGGAAGAUCGAGCAGCAGCCAAGGUUGCAGUGAAAGAAAUUCAACAUGCAGACGAGGGAGACUUCGAAGACAAAGCUGUUGCCACUGCUACCGCAACACCGCGCACCAAUGAAGCACAAACUCCAGGACCAUUUGGUGCCACGGAGAUGGCACUUGCGGACGCUCAAGCGGCCGAAAGAGCCUCGAAUUCUCAUCAUAUUGACGAUUAUUUUAUCCGCUUGCAAACCUUCCUCAUGAAAGAUAUCCCACUUGGACCAGGCAAAGAUCAGCGGAAGAAAGGCCGAAAGAGGGAUGAACACCGUAUCAGGAGGGCGAGGUGA
Exophiala bonariae is the source of this 4893-nucleotide messenger RNA. RefSeq lists its product as uncharacterized. Gene Ontology annotation, molecular function: ATP-dependent chromatin remodeler activity; ATP hydrolysis activity; ATP binding. Gene Ontology annotation, cellular component: Swr1 complex. Gene Ontology annotation, biological process: chromatin remodeling. The transcript has a single exon. The coding region runs from base 1 to 4893 and encodes 1630 amino acids. The record is from RefSeq and is a predicted model, not a curated record. NCBI's taxonomy places the organism in Eukaryota, Fungi, Ascomycota, Eurotiomycetes, Chaetothyriales, Herpotrichiellaceae.